GUGAAGUGUAGAUGUGUUGAGACAUCUAUUGUUUAUUAAAUAAUUUAAAAGACUUUUGACAUAAGGGUUGGGCAGACGUUGUCGUAAUCGUCGGUACUUUGAUUUGAUCGACAAUUAUUGGUUCCAAAGACAGUGAUCACAUUGUGUGUCAAAAUGCGACCAUUAGUUCCGUCUCAGCAAAAGUUGGCCGAAAAGCUGACGAUUCUUAACGAUAGAGGCGUCGGAAUGUUGACCAGGAUUUACAACAUUAAAAAGGCCUGCGGUGAUGCCAAGUCUAAGCCAUCAUUUUUAUCAGACAAAACACUAGAGUCGGCAUUAAAACAUGUGAUCCGACGGUUCCCAAACACAGACACGAGAAGCAAUAGUAGCCAAUUGGGAGCUGUUUUUAACAUAAGACAAGAUAUUAUGAAGUCAUUGUCGUUAUAUUAUUACACUUUUGUCGAUCUAUUGGAUUUCAAAGAUCACGUCUCGGAACUGUUGACAACAAUGGACGCGUGUCAGCUCCAGUUGGAUAUCGAAUACAACUUUGAUAUGACAAAAGGCUAUUUGGAUCUAAUUGUCACUUAUGUCUCACUAAUGAUACUAUUGUCACGAGUGGAGGAUAGAAAAGCAGUGUUAGGUUUGUUCAAUACGGCUCAUGAAAUGAUUCACCAGCACUCGGACAGUAGUUUCCCUCGUUUGGGACAAUUGAUCGUUGAUUAUGAUCCGCCGCUAAAGAAGUUAUCUGAAGAAUUUAUUCCUCACUCAAAGCUGUUGUGUCAGGCAUUGACAUCACUUCAUAAAGUGUUUCCAAUGCGAAAUCUUUCUGUUGAUGAAUGGCGCAAAUGUCAGUUAUUAAGUCUUGUGGCUAAUCCGUCACAAAUGCUUAAUCCGGCCCAAACUGAUAUUGUUCAGUGCGAAUACCUGUCCAAUGAUAUUAUGGAACGUUAUAUCAUUUUCGGUUUUCUACUAAUACAUCAAUAUUUAAACCAAACGACAACUCAAGAUUUAUUUACCAAAGCUUUGCACUGCGGAUGGGUUACCACUUUGUUUAGGGAUGAAGUACUUCAUACACACGCUUUUAUACAACAAUACUUUGAAUCACACAAAGGAUACAAUAAAAGAGUUAAUGAAGUAAAAUAUGCUUACAAUUGGGUUUUACAAAAUAGUGGACACAUUCAUAGAGAGAGAAGAAAGUUUUUGAGAUCUGCUCUUAAAGAAUUGGGUCUUAUUCUCACUGAUCAACCGGGACUGUUAGGUCCUAAAACUUUACUCGUGUUUAUGGGGUUAUCAUUUGCUAGGGAUGAGGUUCAUUGGCUUUUGAGACAUUGCGAUAAUCCUCCCGUAAGACAAGGAAAGACUAAAUCACAAUCAGAUGAUUUGAUUGACAGACAGCUUCCAGAAUUGCUUUUUCAUAUGGAAGAGUUGAGAGCAUUAGUGAGAAAAUAUAAUCAAGUGAUUCAAAGAUAUUAUGUUCAAUAUCUUACUGGUUAUGAUGCCAUUGCUUUGAAUCAAAUUAUGCAAAAUGUUUCAAUGAUGCCGGAAGAAGACUCUAUUAUCUUGGAGUCGGCCCAUCAGGUUAUCUCAAAUAUGUCUGUAAAACAAGUUGAGAACAAUGAGCUCUUCGACUUCAGAGGUCUAAGACUUGAUUGGUUUAGACUUCAAGCCUACUGUAGUGUCAAUAGAUAUCCAAUGCAUUUGUUUGAACACAAAGAUUUGGCAAUUUUGAUGAAUACUGUUAUAUUUCACACACGAAUGGUCGAUGAUUUAGACCAAUUGAUUACUGAAACUUCAGAUUUAUCUAUAUUUUGUUUUUAUAGUAAAUUAUUUGACGAUAAUUUUCAUAUGUGUUUGGAAUUUCCGGCUCAAACCCGAUAUAUCGUUUCAUUUCCAUUAAUAUGCAGUCAUUUCAUGAACUGUACGCACGAACUCUGUCCCGAAGAGCGACAUCAUAUCGGUGACCGUUCCUUAACAAUGGUCAAUGGAUUUCUCGAUGAAAUGUCAAAAGAAGCUAAAAAUAUAAUUACAACCAUUUGUGACGAACAAUGUUUAUUAUCCGAUAAGUUGUUACCCAAACAUGUUGUGCCACAUUUGGCACUGAUUUUAACAAAAAAGAAAAGGGAUAAAAAAAGAGAUAAAAUGGUCACUGAAGAGGAUAAACCCGGCACUGAAAGCUAUAGAAGAAGUAGAGAAGAGUUAACAACAAUGGAUAAAUUACAUAUGGCUUUAACCGAAUUAUGUUUUGCAAUCAAUUAUUGCGGAACAAUACUUGUUUGGGACCAUACUUUUACACCUCGAGAGUAUCUGACCCAACAUUUGGAGACCCGUUUCAACAAAGCGUUGGUCGGAAUGGUUAUGUAUAAUCCAGAAAAUAAUGAAAUUGCAAAACCAUCUGAAUUACUGGUUUCUGUGCGAUCCUAUAUGAAUGUAUUGCAAAGUGUGGAAAAUUAUGUUCAUAUCGACAUUACGAGAGUCUUCAACAAUGUUUUAUUACAACAAACUCAACCACAGGACAGUCACGGGGAUAAAACUAUAACAACUCUUUAUACGAACUGGUAUUUAGAAGUUUUAUUGAGAAGAGUAAGCGCCGGACAUAUUUGCUAUUCUCCGCUUCAAAAAGCAUUCGUCACUCUUAUGAUUGACGGACAGAUGCCUUUCAGUGCUGAAGAAUAUUCAGAUGUCAAUGAGUUGAAAAGCUUAGCUGAAUUGAUUGGUCCGUAUGGUAUGAAAUACCUUAAUGAGUCACUCAUGUGGCACAUCGCCAGCCAAGUGACUGAAUUAAAGAAAUUGGUUGUCCUCAACAAAGAUGUUUUAGUAGGUUUGCGAUCCAAUUACGAUAAACCGGAACAAAUGAAAGAAUUAUUCAAACGAUUACAAAAUGUUGAUAGUGUCCUCCAAAGGAUGUCAAUUAUUGGUGUCAUUAUAUGCUUCCGAGGUUUGGCUCAGGAGUCACUCAAUGAUGUUCUUUCAGAACGCAUACCUUUCCUGUUAAGUUCAAUAAAUGAUUUCAAACAUCACAUUCAAAAUGGAGAUUCAUUGCUUGAAAACAUCAAAUUACAGAUAGUUAGUGAGAUGGCCAGUGCUACGGGUCUUCCCUGUAAAGUAGAUCCCGCAUUAGUUAGUGCACUUCGGUCUCAAAAAUGCGAAUUAGGCGAAGAUGAGUAUCAGUUGGCGUGUCUUUUAAUGGUAUUCAUAGCGGUUUCGUUACCAAAGUUGGCGCGAAAUGAUUCGUCAUAUUAUAAGCCAUCACUUGAAGCUCACGCCAAUAAUAUGCAUUGUCUCGCUCAAGCCAUUAAUGGUAUAGCAGGUUCUCUCUUCACAAUUUGUGGCGUCAAUGACAUUGAAGAGCGACUUAAAGAAUUUCUGGCGUUGGCCUCAUCCAGUCUUUUGCGUUUAGGACACGAUCGAGAAGACAAAGAGACUGUCAAAAAUAGGGAAUCAGUUUAUCUUUUAUUGGAUAUGAUUGUCCAGGAAAGCCCAUUCCUCACAAUGGAUCUGUUAGAGUCAUGCUUUCCCUAUGCUUUGUUACGCAAUGCUUACCACGACGUCUAUAAAUCAGACGGCGCACAAACUGUCAUUUAAUUGUAUUUUAUAUAAUGUUUUAAAUUUUACACUUUUGUAUUGUAUUUUAUAUCAUUUAAAAAAUAUAUUUCAAACAUAUUGUUCAUUAAUAAUAUAUCAAUAAAUUGAA
Messenger RNA from Oppia nitens, 3670 nucleotides. It is a transcript of the gene Hem, whose product is annotated as membrane-associated protein Hem-like. The coding region runs from base 154 to 3561 and encodes 1135 amino acids. The transcript is spliced from 17 exons. The record is from RefSeq and is a predicted model, not a curated record. Gene Ontology annotation, cellular component: SCAR complex. Gene Ontology annotation, biological process: cell morphogenesis; neuron projection morphogenesis; cell projection assembly. NCBI's taxonomy places the organism in Eukaryota, Metazoa, Arthropoda, Arachnida, Sarcoptiformes, Oppiidae.